Lepus europaeus (European hare) is the source of this 899-nucleotide messenger RNA. Its product is annotated as phospholipase A and acyltransferase 3. The transcript is spliced from 6 exons. Bases 168 to 752 code for a protein of 194 amino acids. Gene Ontology annotation, molecular function: A2-type glycerophospholipase activity; glycerophospholipid phospholipase A1 activity. Gene Ontology annotation, biological process: N-acylphosphatidylethanolamine metabolic process. Lineage: Eukaryota; Metazoa; Chordata; Mammalia; Lagomorpha; Leporidae. Gene Ontology annotation, cellular component: cytoplasm. The record is from RefSeq and is a predicted model, not a curated record.
UCCGGGGUAGGGGCCGGGCCAGCUCGCGCCGGCCGGGGCUCCGCGGCCACUCAGCCGGUGCCCGUCGCCGCGGCGGCCGCUCUACCUCCCUCCGGAGUCCGGCAGGUGUUUCUGCAGCGAGUGAAGCCAAGUCCACGCUGACCUGAGGGUCCACGUCAGGACAGAAGAUGCGCGCACCCAUCCCAGAGCCCAAGCCCGGAGACCUGAUCGAGAUCUUCCGCCCGUUCUACAGACACUGGGCCAUCUACGUUGGGGAUGGAUAUGUGGUCCACUUGGCACCACCAAGUGAGGUCGCGGGAGCAGGUGCGGCCAGCAUCAUGUCUGCUCUGACCGACAAGGCCGUGGUGAAGAAGGAGCUGCUGUAUGACGUGGCCGGGAGAGACAAGUACCAGGUCAAUAACAAGCACGACGACAAGUACACCCCGCUGCCUGCCAGCAAAAUCAUCCAGCGGGCAGAGGAGCUGGUGGGCCAGGAGGUGCUGUACAAGCUGACCAGCGAGAACUGCGAGCACUUCGUGAACGAGCUGCGCUACGGAGUUCCCCGCAGCGACCAGUUUUGUUUCAGGGUUGCUGCUGUGCCUGAUACAACGUGCAGGGCUGAGACGGUGGAUGGCAGGCCUGCUGGUGACGAGACUGGGAAGGAAGGUCAGAGACGUGGUCAUGGCCGCAGGCGUGGCAGGAGUGGGCUUGGCAGCCAUGGGCCUGAUCGGGGUCAUGUUCUCAAGAAACAAGCGACAAAAGCAAUAAGCUGACGGGCCGGUCGUAUCGGCAGUGACUUUAUACACGGGAGGAGGGGUGUUGAGGUUGGUUCUUGUUUUGACAGUUCGGAGCUUGGUUUGUGCAUCGCAUUCUACUAUACAAUAAGGCUUAUUUUCCCAGAAUAAAAUAAAGCACACAAA